Phoenix dactylifera (date palm) is the source of this 3577-nucleotide messenger RNA. RefSeq names its product SCY1-like protein 2 A. The record is from RefSeq and is a predicted model, not a curated record. Gene Ontology annotation, molecular function: ATP binding; protein kinase activity. Gene Ontology annotation, biological process: protein phosphorylation. Lineage: Eukaryota; Viridiplantae; Streptophyta; Magnoliopsida; Arecales; Arecaceae.
ACGAAACGAGAGGAGUAAAACGAGUAUAGAGGGUCACCGUUGACAGCCCAUGUCGGUGUCUUCCUCCCUUCUUUCCUCCCCUUCCACCACCAAACCCUAGAGAGAGAGAGAGAGAGAGAGAGAGAGAGAGCGUCCGGUGGGCGGAGGAAAAGAUCUCCCAUUCUCUCUAAAAUUCCCAUUUCUACCGCCUGCUUUUCACCCCGAAUUUUCGAGGGCGUGCCAUCGAUCAUGGCGCUCAACAUGAAGACCUGGACCCAGGCGCUGGCCAAGACAGCGGCGGUGAUCGAGAAAACGGUACAGACCACGGUCCAGGAGGUGACCGGGCCGCGGCCGCUCCAGGACUACGACCUCCUGGACCCGAUCGGCUCCGGCGGGCCGGGCAUGGCCUGGCGGCUCUUCGCCGGCCGGCCCCGCCCGUCCGCCCCCUCGACCCAGUACCCGCUCGUCUGCGUCUGGGUCCUCGACAAGCGUGCCCUCGCCGAGGCCCGCGCCCGUGCCGGCCUCUCCAAGGCGGCCGAGGACGCCUUCCUCGACCUCCUUCGCGCCGACGCCACCCGCCUCGUCCGCCUCCGCCACCCGGGCGUCGUCCACAUCGUCCAGGCCCUCGAUGAGAGCAAGAACGCGAUGGCCAUGGUUACCGAGCCUCUCUUCGCGUCUGUCGCCAACGCCCUUGGCAACCACGACAACAUCCCCAAGGUCCCCAAGGAGCUUAGGGGCAUGGAGAUGGGGCUCUUGGAGGUCAAACAUGGGUUACUCCAGAUUGCAGAAACCUUAGAUUUUCUUCAUAACAAUGCUCACCUUGUACAUCGAGCUAUAUCUCCUGAGACAGUCUUUAUAACUGCAAGUGGAGCUUGGAAGCUUGGUGGGUUUGGUUUUGCCGUCUCUAUUGACCAGGUCUCAGGUGGUUUGACAUCCAUGCAGCAGUUUCAUUAUCCGGAGUAUGACGUUGAGGAUUCCAUGUUACCCCUUCAACCAUCUCUAAAUUAUACUGCUCCAGAAUUGGUUCGCGGCAAAGCACCCACUGCAGGAUAUUCUUCUGACAUUUUCAGUCUUGGAUGCCUCGCGUACCAUUUGGUUGCCCGCAAGCCACUUUUGGAUUGUCAUAACAAUGUUAAGAUGUACACAAAUAGCUUGACAUACUUAACAAGUGAAGCAUUCUCAGUCAUUCCUCCGGAGCUGAUUGUGGACUUGCAGAGUAUGUUAUCUGUGGAUGAGGCAGCUAGGCCAAGCGCUUCGGAUUUCACAGGUUCUUCUUUUUUCCGGCUUGAUACUAGGUUGCGUGCUCUUCGUUUCCUGGACCAUAUGCUUGAAAGAGAUAAUAUGCAGAAGACUGAGUUUCUAAAGGCAUUAUCUGAUAUGUGGAAAGAUUUUGAUGCUCGUGUGCUGCGGUAUAAGGUUCUUCCACCUCUUUGUGCUGAGCUGCGAAAUAUGGUUAUGCAGCCAAUGAUUUUACCCAUGGUUCUCACAAUAGCCGAUUCUCAGGAUAAGGAUGAUUUUGAGAUUUCAACAUUGCCUGCACUUGUCCCAGUUUUUAGUUCUGCAUCAGGAGAAACACUUCUUCUGCUUGUGAGGCAUGCAGAGUUGAUUAUUAACAAGGCAAGUCAAGAACACUUGAUAUUGAACGUCCUCCCCUUGCUUGUUCGGGCGUAUGAUGAUACAGAUGCUCGUAUACAAGAAGAGGUAUUGCGGAGAACUGUUCCCCUUGCAAGGCAACUUGACAUGCAGAUAGUGAAGCAAGCUAUCUUGCCUCGUGUUCAUGGCUUGGCUCUAAAGACUACUAUUGCUGCGGUGCGGGUGAAUGCCCUGCGUUGCUUUGGAGAUAUGGUUACCUCUCUUGACAAACAUGCAGUUUUAGACAUAUUGCAAACAAUUCAACGUUGUACUGCUGUUGACCGGUCUGCACCCACACUUAUGUGUACCCUAGGAGUGGCAAAUUCCAUUUAUAAACAGUAUGGCAUAGAAUUUACUUUAGAGCAUGUACUUCCUUUGCUCUUCCCUCUGCUUACCUCCCAACAGUUGAAUAUCCAGCAAUUUGCCAAAUACAUGCUGUUUGUCAAAGAUAUUCUAAGAAAGAUUGAGGAAAAACGAGGUGUGACAGUGACUGAUUCUGGAACUCCUGAAGUCUCAGCAUCAUCUUUAUCUAACGGGCUUCAUUCUGAAUCAUUAGAAAGAUCAACUGGACAGACAGCAAAGAGCAGCCCGGCGUGGGAUGAGGACUGGGGUCCCAGAACAAAGAAAACUGCCACUUCUUCUCAAUCUUUAGAGUCAAACAUACAAUCCAAGCAGCCAUUACCAAGUUCACAGCCUAUACUGGCUAUAGCUCCUUCAUUGCAAUCUCUCACACUGACACCUACCCAGCAAACACCCACUGCAUGUACUCCAGUUGACAUUGAGUGGCCUCCAUCAAAUUCUUCGACUGGCUUCAGCACACAGCAAGUUAAUGAGAAGCAGAACUCAGGAGGUCCUGAUGGUGCUUUUGAUGAUUUAGAUCCUUUUGCCAAUUGGCCACCCAAGCCAAGCAAUUCAGCCAGCAGUUUAGGGUCUCUGACUAAGUCAAGUCACACUCAUGGAAUUUCAUCCAACACUAGCAGCGCAGGAUUGUGGAGCAACAGCAAUCCUCUUGGGCAGUCAAAACCUUAUCAGGGAAGCUCGGUCUCAAAUACAAACAACCUAAGUGGUUUGGGCUUGAAUUCUCAAACACUUGGUCAGUUGAAGCAGGGAAAUUCAGGAUCAAGUUUUGGAAAUUCAAUGUCGACUUUGGGUAUGGGGUCCCAUAAUUCUAGUGUUGGUCAAUCUGCUGGUAAAGCAACAGGUGACCUUGGAUCCAUUUUUUCCUCAUCAAACAAUGGGCAGCCUAUGCCAAAGCUUGCACCGCCUCCCACCAGUGCCAUUGGAAGAGGACGGGGUAGAAACCAAGGGCGUUCGGGGCUCCCAAAAGCAUCACGAUCUGGCCAUUCCAAAGUAUCGUCAGAUCAACCGCCUCUUUUGGAUUUGCUGCAAUGAAACCUCUAUUCACUCUUUUUUGUUUGAAACUGGCAGACCAGCUUCCUUGGGUCGCUCAUUCCCUUGAGAUAGCAUCUAGUAACAUAUCCAGACUGCAGGUCAUGGAUAUUGUUGAAUUUUCUUCCUAGCGAGUUCCAUGGUCAUAUCUAAUGAAAUGCAAACAUACACGGCAAUGUGAUGGUGCCUGUUGAUAUUAUGUGUUCGUUGGAAGUGCUCCAGCCCCUUUGCCGGGUCAUUGGUGAUAAUAAAGGAAGUCUGCAUGGAACCAUUUUCUCUUCUUUAGUGUGAGAGAUCUGAUUGAGCAUGGAAAGAGGCUACUUCUAUUGUAGUUUUAUGCAUUUUUUCCACUGGUGUAGAUCUUCCAACUGUCCAGCAUAAAUGGAAACUCACAGUAACUUGAAUGAGGUUAUACUGUUGAACAGUUUGUUAGGAGAGAAAUUGUAUAGUGCUUCAGUUUGUAAUUUUGAAUGGAAACUGUUGGAAGCUUUGUGCGUCAAGAAUGUAAUUAUAGACAAACAAAACAAAUAGAGUUGCUUUGUACGGCACCAAUUUAAUAAUUUGCCUUUUACUGCUA